AUGGGCGGGUCGUAAGUUUUUUUUAUAGUGUUGAACCUGAUCCAGAGGCAAAAAACGUAUCAUUUUGCGUCCGGGAGGUAUCCAAAAUGUGGCAAAAUGCUUCCCUAUCCAAGUGAAAAAACUUCGUCUUCAAAAGCGCGCCCUUCAAAACGAAGUUUUUUCACUUGGAGAUGGAAGCAUUUCGCCUCAUUUUUGAUGCUUCCCGAAUGCAAAAUGGUACGUUUUUUGCCGCUUGAUCAGGUCCGUCACUGUAGACAGUCGUUGUAGUACCGUUCUUUCUGCACUGAUCGACCGACUCAGCCCGUAUUUUUCUUCAUUUUUAGAGAGUCGAAGCCAGAGCGCAAUCGAUUCCCCAUGGUUCCGCACCGGCCGAUUUUGAGGAAGCCGUUGAAUCGUAGCAAGAACAACAAGAAGAAAAGCAAGAAGUCGCCGAAGAAUCUGAGCAAGGAGGACAGACUCCCGCAUAAAACAACGACUCCUCCAAGCGGUACUGCGGUUGAGGUAAGGUCUAGGUAGAGGUGACGUCAUUGGUCAUCAUGAUGAUGAUAAUCUGUUAUUAAUAGUGGAUUCGACACCCAAAAAUACUUUUUUAGAGUUAAAUAUGGCCUGUUUGUUGAGUUUUUUAGUUUAUUGAAAAAUUUGGAAUACAUUUUUGUGGAUACACUGGCAAAAAAUUAUAUUGUAGUAGGUGGUCUAUUAUAAUAUAAAAAUUUUACGUUGACAUACCCGCUUCGUCCCUGUCCUUGUGUUGGGCGUAUUAUCAGUUUUAAGGGAUUCAGAGAAGUAUAUUGCGAUAUAUCUGAAGCAUAUUACACUAGACGUUAUCUAUGGUGGCGGACCUGAUCCAGUGGCAAAAAACGUACCAUUUUGCAUCCGGGAAGUAUCAAAAAACGCGGCAAAAUACGUCACUCCCCAAGUGAAAAAAACUCAGAUUUCAAAAACCCUUCAAAACGGAGUUUUUUUUAUUUGGAGAGUGAGGUUUUUUGCCACAUUUUUGAUACUUUCAAGAUGCAAGAUGGUACUUUUUUUGUCACUUUUUUGCCAUCAGGUCCUGUAACACCUAUUUUGGGUCCAGAAACCGCCUUAAGUCAUAGCCAUGGCCUUCUCAAUUUCCCUCGUUCAUUCCAGAACACCCCCACCCCUGAAGUUCGUGAUCCUCGUCCGGAACCGAUUCCAUCCUCUUCCGAAACCAACACUACCCCAGUAUUGGGCAUAACUCAGUCCGAAGAGAUUGCCAGCGUUCCCAAGAAGCCGCUGAGCAAAAAGAGCACCGAAGAGGACGAUUAUAUUCUCGCGGCGGAGAAGAAGAAGCGUUUCCAGAAGCGGGAGAAGUUAACCGCCGACGAGCCGACCAACUUUGUCAAGGUUCAAGGGGGCCAAAGACCCGCGGUUUCGAAGCAAAAAGAGAAGGCGCUGAAGAAAAAGAAGAGAAAGGGUAAGCGAAUAGUGAUGUCAAUUUUCUUGGAGAUCAAGAAUUUGAAGCUUAGAAAUUCUUGUCACCGAUUUUUGACUAAAAUUUUAAAAAAAUCAUCAAAAUUUGUCAUGGAUAAUAUAAUGACUGAUUAUGGCGAUUUCUUGCUCUACAGUGCUUGAAAAUCAUAUGUCACGAUUAUACCAGCCUUUUCCAACGUUAUUGAGAAGUUUCCCGCUGUAAAAAUUCAAAUUGACCGAUUUCCCGCCAUGCCUUGGCAUUAUGUUGCAAGUGUCGAUUUCGACCGGUAAAUAGUUGAAAUGUGAAAAAGCAGCGAAUUUAUGAAUAUUUGUGAUGCAUAAUACUCCAGGCUCAUAUUUCGCAGCAUUUUGAGACCAAAUUCAUAUUAUUCAUGAGAAAUUUGUUGAUAUUUUUUUUUUCAAAAGCCGCGGUUUUCUCAAAAACUACAACUCAAAGCUCUAAUAACCAGCUCUGACCCUGAAAACCAGUCGAAUUCCCGCAACUCCUUUUUUGAAUUUCUGGUUUUGCUAAGGUCAAGUCUUCAUUUUGCGGCUUUCGGGAUGAUUCGAAGCCCGAUAACUGAUGUUUAUCGGCAAUUAAUGUGUCCGUUUUUUUGCAGGGCCGGUCUGUGAUGAUGCGAAUCUGGUCACGGCGAACACGUAAGUUGUUUUUUUGUAAGUUUGUAAAGUUUUGAGACAAAAUUUAUAUUAUACUUGAUGACAUUACAGUACGGCCGACGAGGACGCGGUCACCAACGACACUACCGGCGUGACAGAUACGGUUGACACGACCGGGGAUGCGCUGCUGUUCUCGGCGCACGAUGGCUUGGAUUCGGUGAAAACGGCCAGAGAAAAGGAGGAAAAAUGA
Molecule: messenger RNA, 2299 nt
Organism: Bursaphelenchus xylophilus (pine wood nematode)
Lineage: Eukaryota; Metazoa; Nematoda; Chromadorea; Rhabditida; Aphelenchoididae
Source: the annotation of a GenBank genome assembly